Daphnia pulicaria is the source of this 1505-nucleotide messenger RNA. Its product is annotated as glutamate receptor ionotropic, delta-1-like. Lineage: Eukaryota; Metazoa; Arthropoda; Branchiopoda; Diplostraca; Daphniidae. Gene Ontology annotation, cellular component: membrane. The transcript has 10 exons. Gene Ontology annotation, molecular function: glutamate-gated receptor activity. The record is from RefSeq and is a predicted model, not a curated record. Bases 112 to 1410 code for a protein of 432 amino acids.
UUUAGAAUUUUCGGUAUAAAUCUCGGUACAAACCCUUACUUCGAGAAAGAACAUUUUUAGUCUGUGAAGCGCAAGGACUAUUCGAAGACGAACUGUUGGAAGUCCUUUAUAAUGUUUACACUUAAACGUAUAUUUAUUCUUUUUAUAAGUCUCGUCACUGUUACGGCAAACCAGCUGCCGCUACCUUCUCAUUUGUUGGCAACGUCACCUGAACCACCAUUUGUAGAAAUUCCUGGAAUUAAAAGCAGUUACAAUGCUUUGAUUGCAAGCGAUACCUUAAAUCUGCUGGCCGCGCGUCUUCAAUUUUCUUUGACUAUAACGCACCCGCCUGAUUUUCUGUUUGGAGGUUUCAAAAAUGGGCAAUGGGAUGGAAUCGUUGGGCAGCUUCUGCGAAAAGAAGCUGAUAUGGGGGCUAGUUUGAAUGCCAUAACUUACGCGCGAUACACCGCAGUCGAUUUCAGUGUCCCUGUGAUUUACGAUGUUACAGGAAUACUGAUUCCUUUUCCAGAUGAAACUUCAAAAAUCAUGGCGGCCUUUCUACCAUUCAGCAUAGAGGUGUGGAUAGCUUUCAUCUCCUCCACCUUUCUGGUUUACUUUACUUUAUUAAUUGAAGGAAAGAUAAAUUCGAGCAGAAAAAAAUUUGGAGACCAUGCAAUGUGGGUUGUAGGCAUCAUUACUGGUCAAGGUGUUGGAUAUAAUGAAAAUCGCUUGGGUUUGCGUCUUGCAGCGGCCACAUGGUGUUUAACGAUGGUAGUAUUCAUAUACGUUUACACUGGGGUGCUUACGGCUUUGUUAGCUGUUCCCAACUACGUUCCUAUAAUAAACACUUUAGAUGAAUUAGCUACGAGCUCCACCAUCAAGCCGGUCACGAUUAAGAGUACCGCAGUCGAUGAUAUCAUGCUGAAUGCCAAAAAUGGUACCUAUAAACUAAUCGGCGACACCUUUCGCAAAUACCCAAAUGAAACUUUAGUAGCCAACACUUUAAUUGGUGUUCAACGUGCAGUCGAAGGAAAAUAUGGAUUUUUAGAGCCACGAAUGUCCCUUUUGUCGCUGAUGGAAAACGAUCGCAAGGAACACAACAGUUGUCGUGUAACUUUGGCUAAACAAACAUUUUAUCCUCGUGCUUUCGCAUACUUUUUGCCAAAGAAAAGUCCGUUUAAAGAUGCAUUUGAUCGACAGAUAUUGUUGAUGCAACAGUAUGGAUUCAUUAUUCAUUUCCAGACGAAAAUUGUUCUGCAGAGCAAUCGCUGCCUGUUGCUUAAAAAGAAAGUUCGAAGCCGUCCCCCUAUUUUUACUUUGAAUCAUGUUAGUAGUUCAUUCGUCAUUCUUGUUUUUGGUUAUGCCGUCUCAUUUUUGUUUUUCAUCUUUGAGAACAUGUGGAAUCUUAUCGACUAUCUAUACGAUUUUUAAAAGGCAAUUUACGUUGAGUAGUCAAAUUACGACGUAGUGUAAAAGUUAAAGUAGAGUUCGCCAUUUCUUACAUAGGUAUAAUAAAUGGAAAAUAC